Molecule: messenger RNA, 2115 nt
Organism: Brassicogethes aeneus
Lineage: Eukaryota; Metazoa; Arthropoda; Insecta; Coleoptera; Nitidulidae
Source: the annotation of a GenBank genome assembly
AUGUAUGAAGAUAAUGAAAAUCAGUUUGAUCAUAAAUAUGGGGUACGAUUUAAACCUGCACUAGAAAAAUUUUACAUUGUAGAUUCUCAAUUAAUAAUAGAUGGUUCAGAUAUUGUGGUUAAAAAUAAAAAAUACAAAGGAACUCGUGGACUGUAUGAAUUACUCUUUAAAAAGGAACCGAAAGAAUUUACAGAAGAGGAUGAAAAAAUUUCAUACGAAGAAUCUGAUGAGUUAGACGGUUUAAAGUCACAGACUCCUUGUAUUGUAAAGAUAGGUCAGCGAGAAACCAAUAAUAUAGACCAUCCUGCAAACCUAGACUCUCUUAGUAACGAAAUUAGCAAUAAAAGCAUCGGUUUAAGUCCAAACAUUGUGACUUUGAAGAACGCAGGUAAAUUUACAAUAUGGCAAAAUGGGAACUUUAUAAAACAAUAUAAAAUAAUUAAUGGAGCGCUAAUAUCCGCAGAUCAAGAUGAAAGUUGCCGUGUCGUUCCUCUAAGUAAUCAAUAUGAGAGUUACACUUGUGCAGAUGAUCCGAAAAGCAGAAUACCAGAAAAUAAUGUAGUAAGAAAUCUAUUUAAUUCAAUUCCAAGCUCCAUAAAUAGCACAGCUUUAAUAGAAAACAAUUUAUCAAGCAGCAGCAAUCCUAAUACUAACGAAAUAAUGGCUGCAAUGCUUGAUGACCCUGUUAUAAAUAACCAUAGCUCAAGCUCUAUAAAUAUUACGGCUUUGACAAAAAAUAAUUUACCCUGCUAUAAGUAUCCAUACGAAGAAGAGGCUGCAAAGGUUAACAGUCCUGAGAGAACGUCCACACAUUUAGAUCCUACAACGUCAAAAAAUCAGAGGCAUUCAGUUCAGAUCACUCGGAAUAUUUUCCUGAUCCAGUACCUUCCUGAUCCAGUACCUUCCACCUUACAAAUACGAAGUGAUAGCGAAGAUAGCUGCAGCGAUGACGAGAUACCAACAAUUAAGAAAAAAAAGAAUUGGAUUAAAGUUAAACGUUUUACAGAUCUAUGCUAUUUCUGCGAAACAGAAGUACUGAAUUUUUCCAGACAUAUAGUCCGAAAUCAUUCACAAGAAUGUGAGGUACAAAGAAUGCUGAGUUUAAAACCAAAAAGCCUGCAGAGAAGAAGAUUAAUUGAGACAAUAAGAAAAAGGGGUAACCACUUAAGAAAUUUAAGCUCCUGUGUUAAACCAGUCAAAAAAAGUCACGUGCCCGGCCGAGAUGCAGCUGACUGUAUACCAUGUAAACAUUGUUUGGGCUAUUUUAGACCAGGACAGUUAUGGCGUCAUGUUAAACGUUGUCCACUUAAUCCAGGAGACAAGACAAAAUAUUCUCAUAAGACAGAUGCUCAAGACUUGCUAGUUAAGCAUUAUGCCAUAGAUCAAAGACUUAAAGAAAUUGUUUUUCCAACCAUGCGCCCUGACAAAGUCUCACUUGUGGCUAAACAAGAUACAUUAAUUUGUGGCUAUGGGGCACAGUACCUUACAAGUCAUAGAGAAAAGCAUCACGUAAAUGUGUGUUCUCGUAAAAUGCGUGAACUUGCAAAGAUUUUAGUGGAACUUCGAAAGUUACAUCCAACUAUAAAAAAUUUAUUUGAUGCUUUGCAACCAAUUUAUUUUGAUUCAUUUGUCAUUGCAACUAAAAUUGUGUCAGGAUAUGACGCCACUAAUGAGGAGUAUAAAUCUUCGACAUUUGACAUAAACAUAUCGACGUCGUUAAAAGAAUGUUGUAGCCUGGCUAUCAGACUUGUGUUAAAAAAAAGAAAGAUUAAUUCAACUGUAAACACUGCUGAAAUGGAAGCAAAUUUUAAUACUUUUCAACAGCUUCUUAAAGAUUCGUGGAAAUUUGAAGUUUCUUCUAUUGCAGCUGCGUGUCUAAAUACUAAGAAGUGGAACAAAAUAACAAUUGUGCCAUUGGCGAGCGAUUUACGAUUAUUUAGAAACUACCUUUUGAAAAAGGCUAGCCAAGCGCAGCAAGAGCUUAAAUUAAACCCAAAUAAUGAAAAGGCCUAUAAACUUCUUUUGGAGGUAGUGUACUGUAGGUCAAUGUUGUUAAACAGAAAACGUGGUGGGGAGUUGCAACGCAAUAACGCCUACAGAAAAAAUUUUGGUUAA